Molecule: messenger RNA, 1101 nt
Organism: Diatraea saccharalis (sugarcane borer)
Lineage: Eukaryota; Metazoa; Arthropoda; Insecta; Lepidoptera; Crambidae
Source: the annotation of a GenBank genome assembly
AUGCGCCGUGCGUGCGAGCACAACCGGCCCGGAGCCGGCGUCGGAGCCAAUCUGUUGUUCCUUCUUCUCUUUCUGAUUUAUGGUGGUCAAGUGACAAGUGAAACUCUGGUUGAAACUUUGGGAGGCUUUUUGCCACCGUUCCUGCGAAAUAACAUCGACGGAUUAGUGAAGACUGCUUCAGAAAGUUGUGAAAUUCUUCCUCUGGAGAUCCUUUACUCUCGACAGUAUACCAUCGAGCUACCUCUCGUGGAUCUACUGGAGUGCACUCGCUCAAGGAACAGAACAUACCGGCUACCCACCGCCCAUCUUUACGUCAAACUCAAGCCCUCCCAUCAACUUGUCCUUUACGUUCCUGGUUGGUGGAAUCAUCCAAAUGACGAAUCCUCUCAAGCCAUAGUCAAAGCUUUACUAAACAAACAUCCCACAGUUCUAGUUCUCGACACUAGUCUCAGCUUCAGCCUCGGAUAUGUAACCUCUGCAUCAAGAGUUAAUCCUUUAGCCCAUCUUAUUUACGAUUUUAUCAAAAAUGUACACGAGAAAGGAGUUCCUCUCUCUUUGAUUCACCUCAUCGGGUUCAGUCUUGGCUCUCACGUAGUUGGUAUAGCUGGAAAACUAGUUAAAAAAAAUCUUAACGCUACGAUCGGCAGAAUAACUGCCCUAGAUCCAGCUAAACCUUGUUUCAAGAAUUCUUUGGAUUACAGAUUGGAUAAGAACGAUGCGGAAUUCGUCCAAGUAGUUCAUUCAAGUGCUGGUGUAUUAGGAUUGGAGCAGCCAGUGGGGCACGUAGAUGUUUACGUGAAUGGCGUGGCGGGCAAGCAACCGGAGUGCUUGGGUAGGGGUAUCACUUUACAAUGUGACCAUGCGCAGUCGUGGAAGCUUUACGCUGCGUCUGUGAUGGACGAAACAGCGAUGAUGGGUCGCCGCUGUAAGAAUUGGGAUGAGUUAAGUACUGGGAAAUGUAAUGGUACUAUGACAGUCAUAGGUUACAGCUGCGAUAAGAGUUCCCGAGGUCUGUAUCUAUAUAAAUCCCGUCGUUUGAAAAGCAACCAAAACAAAAUGAAGGUAUUCAAUUUAUUCGAUCUGCGUACUUGGUGGAAUUGA